Messenger RNA from Carassius gibelio (silver crucian carp), 2782 nucleotides. Its product is annotated as E3 ubiquitin-protein ligase MARCHF5. Gene Ontology annotation, molecular function: zinc ion binding. The record is from RefSeq and is a predicted model, not a curated record. Lineage: Eukaryota; Metazoa; Chordata; Actinopteri; Cypriniformes; Cyprinidae. The transcript has 6 exons. Bases 260 to 1105 code for a protein of 281 amino acids.
GUCAAUGGAGUCGCUGUGCGUUUUUGGAAUUACUGACAUUUAUGAAAGUUCAUUAGUAGAUCGGUUUGUAAUAAUCAGCCUCGAUGGUUUAUAAUCGGAUUCCAGCGGUAGUUUAAUGACAGUAAGACGCUCAUAUGCGUGUUUAAUACGGCGUUAAGAUCCACUGCGGCCUGACGAUUACAUCUCCAUUAUUCAAAUAUUAAAACAUUGUCAUACUUCAGUUUUCAGUCAUUAAUUAAGUGCGUGGACUCAUGUAAAUAUGGCAGAAGAGGGAGCGGUUGUGAUGCAGCAGGUUGUGGACAGGAGUUGUUGGGUGUGUUUUGCCACAGAUGAGGAUGACCGUACGGCGGAGUGGGUGCGUCCGUGCCGCUGCCGUGGUUCCACUAAAUGGGUUCAUCAGUCAUGUCUUCAGCGCUGGGUUGAUGAGAAACAGAGGGGCAACAGCACCGCGCGUGUGGCCUGCCCACAAUGCAAUGCUGAAUACCUCAUCGUGUUCCCUAAGCUCGGGCCGGUGGUGUAUGUGCUGGAUCUGGCAGACCGGUUGAUCUCGAAGGCCUGUCCGUUUGCUGCUGCUGGUAUCAUGGUGGGAUCCAUUUACUGGACGGCUGUCACAUACGGCGCGGUGACUGUCAUGCAGGUUGUGGGUCAUAAGGAAGGUCUGGAUGUGAUGGAACGGGCCGAUCCUCUCUUCUUGUUGAUUGGCCUGCCCACCAUCCCAGUUAUGCUAAUUCUAGGGAAGAUGAUUCGCUGGGAGGAUUAUGUGCUCCGCCUCUGGAGGAAAUACUCCAGUAAGCUUCAGAUCCUUAACAGUAUCUUCCCAGGUAUUGGCUGCCCAGUGCCGAGGAUCCCUGCGGAGGCCAGUCCGAUGGCCGAUCACGUGUCAGCCACACGCAUUCUGUGCGGCGCCCUCGUGUUCCCCACCAUCGCCACCAUCGUGGGUAAACUGAUGUUCAGCAGCGUCAACUCAAACCUUCAGAGGACCAUUCUGGGUGGCAUAGCGUUUGUGGCUAUUAAAGGAGCGUUUAAGGUUUAUUUCAAGCAGCAGCAAUAUCUCCGACAAGCUCAUCGCAAGAUCCUCAAUUUCCCCGAGACGGAGGAGGCCUGAGCUCAUCAUCAAAACUCUGUUCGAUUCCAUCCACGUCAUUUUGAUUUCACGCAGCUUUGAGAGACACUACAGGACAUUUUCACAGACGCUGGAUUUGGUUUUCUAUUUUUUGUUUUGUUUUGUGAAUGCGAUUAUUGUGUUUGGCGAAUUGAAUAGAGAUUGAGCUUUGUUUCAGUUGAUUUGAUCAGACCCAGGAGUGCGUUACUCAUUUUAUGGGCUUUGACAUUUUAAGGAAAGAAAUAUUGAAGUAAGUUUUUAUAUGAAUGAGUUGCUGUUUUAUAUUGAAUUAGAAAUGUUCAGGUGAAUCACUAUCUUUCAAAUGAAUCUUUAAAGCAUGUAAAAGAAGAGGUGCCGUUUCACUUGAACCACUUUUCUUCCUUCAUUAACAGUUCGACUAGUGAAUGCAAUAUUCAAUUCUGAAAGCAAACUGGUAUAUGUUAUAAUCUUAUAAAAUAACUUUUUACGUGGUCUUCUCGGAUGAAUUUCAUAAUUUCCUGUUAUAUUUCACGCCAAACUCUAAAGAAGUAAAUUGCUUUGCAAGAAAAAAAGCAAGCAAGUCUGGACACAAUGAUUUUUGUUUAAAUUUGUAUUCAAUUUAGUAUGUAUAUACUGUUAAAAUGAUACAAACAGAAAAUGUAUUUUGUAUGAAAUUAAAUUUUUUUUGUAUGCAUUCAAUUACGGAAAUAAUUUCACAAAUCAAAAAAAGUCACGUUGCAAAAAUCUUGAACCAAUUUUUUUUUUUUUUUUUUAGCAAAAUCAAUAUUUAAUGGGGUGAAAUAUGACAGCGUUUGUGAAAUUCACCGUCUUGCCUGCCUUCAGAUAAUUUAAGCGAUCAGCCGAUCAUAUUUCAUUUCUAUCUUUGUGAUGCUGAUGUCGGAGUUUCAGGGAGUCAGAAUCCAGUGUUUGGUCCUUAAUUGAUCACUCUAUUAAAACAUUAUGGUUCCUGAUGCCUCAUAACUGCAGUUAAUAAACCUGUUUCAUAAUAUAUUCCCAGAGAUAAAUAGUCAUCUAUAACAAUGAACUUAAGAGUAUUAGUGGCCUUUUUAUUACACCAGGACAAAAUGUCUUUAGACAGAUUUAUUAGUGAACAUGCCAUUAUUUUCUGAAUCAUUAUGUUUCGUGACUUGUAAUUCAUGUAGCGCAGCGGCUUUAUCUCCAGCCAUCAGCCACUAUAAUAUGGAUGAAAUUGGGAGGAAAACAGUAUAUGAAGACAGUGGCAGUGCAGAAUAGUAAUGUUUUGUAAUGCAGUAUUACACUACAGUGUGAGUUAGUGAUGAAACCUCUUCCAGUGGGCAGUGAGAGUCUUGUGUAAAUAACUCUGCUUAACAUUUAAUUAACUGUUGGAGUGCUGUUUGUCCAUAGAGUUCAAAUACAUCAUUACAGCUUUUGAUGAUAGGCGCUAACCUGAAAGAACAUGCUUAAUAUUGAGGUAGUUGCUAAGAAAUAGUGUUUAGCUCCAAGACUAACGGUGAGUUUUGCUGUUGGCUAAAAUGAUUUUAAAUUCUCAUUCUUUUUUCAGCAUGUAAUCGUGCUGUAUAAUAGCAGUGGGUUAUGUGUUAUGUCUCCUGUUGUACAGAUGAAGCACAAUGCCAAAUGCAUUGCAAGAUGCGCUGUACAGAUACGGCUUCUGAAUUCAGUUUCCUGGUUGGUUUAUGUAAAUAAAUGUAUUUUUCCAAA